AUGUCGCUUUUUCGUUUUGCUUUGCAGAAGGCCCUCCCUCCCACAUUGCUGAGCAAAAUGAAUGUGACGGACGUCUGUGAGUUACUGGCCGCUAUUGCUGAUCUUCCAACCUCUAAUUGCACCAUGUACCAAUCACGAAUGCGGCAACAGAACAUCACCGGUCUGGUGCUAUCGGUCUGUGACCUUGAGAAACUGCGUACAGAGAUGCAAAUGAACUUUGGAGAUUGGCAGCUCUUCCGCACCCUAGUUCUCUACCUUCGCCAAUUAGAAGGUGCCAACUUGCUUAGCUCUGCUGCCAACGGAAGCGGUAGGCCUACUCGUCACAGCGAGACCAGAAGCCCCGGUGGAAACACUUCUAGCCAGCUGGAAACCUCCCUCCAGCUCCCUGAAAUGACUGUGGUCUACCCGUACGCCCACAUGACCGGGUCAAAUUGCCAACAGCCCCUACCGAGGCAGUAUGCUGGACAAAGCCCGCCCCAGAAGAACGUCUUUGAUGUGCCUGUCUUUGUGCAACACUGUACUGCCGCCUCCAUAGCACCGAAUGCUCGACCACGGAGCCGACUGAAUGCCGUGUCUGCCCCGUGCACUGCCGAACGCACCAUCAGUGACUUC
Dibothriocephalus latus is the source of this 612-nucleotide messenger RNA. The record is from the annotation of a GenBank genome assembly. NCBI's taxonomy places the organism in Eukaryota, Metazoa, Platyhelminthes, Cestoda, Diphyllobothriidea, Diphyllobothriidae.